Messenger RNA from Cynara cardunculus var. scolymus (artichoke), 708 nucleotides. RefSeq lists its product as uncharacterized. The record is from RefSeq and is a predicted model, not a curated record. Bases 1 to 708 code for a protein of 235 amino acids. The transcript has a single exon. Lineage: Eukaryota; Viridiplantae; Streptophyta; Magnoliopsida; Asterales; Asteraceae.
AUGUCGAAACAUAUGUUAAGUAUUGGUUCUGAUUCUAAGCCUCCAGUUGUUGCUUUUGGAGAAUAUUUGCAAUGGAAAGUUCGAAUGGUUCAUUUCCUUGACAAUAAGGAUGAGAAUAUUAUGAAAUCGAUAAAGAAUGGACUUCUCAUUAGUUAUAUGGAUCUAUCUGAGCAGACUACCGCUAAUGGGAUAGUCGUGCUUGCUUCCAAGAUAAAGAAAGAUCCACAACACUAUACUAAAACUGAAAAACAAAGGGUCCUUAUUGACAAGAAAGCUUUGACUUAUAUGUUAAUGGCCAUUCCUAAUGAACUUUUUAACAGAGUUGACAGCAGAGGCUCAGCAAAAGAGUUGUGGGAUGAGUUGGAAAAACAUAUGUUAGGAAGCGAAAAGUCUAUUCAGACACGGAUGAAUCAGUGCGCCAGUGCUUAUGAGGGAUUCAGGGCACAUGAGAAUGAAUCCAUUCUUGAAUCCUACAACAGAUUCAAUGUAAAUCUGAAUGACUUGAGAAGGAAUGGUAUUCAGAAAUCCAUGUUUGAAAUAAAUUAUAAGUGUUUGAAGAAUUUGAGGUCAGAGUGGUACUCUCUUGUAGUGAAUCUACAAAUGAACAAGAAUAUGUCUGAAGAAGACAUUCAUGAUAUAUACAGUAUCCUGUACGAGCAUGAGGAAACUGUUAGAGAGUUAAUGACUGAAAAAGAAGAAGGUGGUUAA